Molecule: messenger RNA, 4026 nt
Organism: Cylicocyclus nassatus
Lineage: Eukaryota; Metazoa; Nematoda; Chromadorea; Rhabditida; Strongylidae
Source: the annotation of a GenBank genome assembly
ACCACAGGGGUGUGCAGUUUUUAAUCGUGCGGGACCAACCACCUCCCAUUUCCCGAUGGGAUGGAGCACAACAACAAACAUCUUCUUCCCGGAUUCCAUCCUGCUUCAUUUCCCUCGGCAUUCGCAGGCUUACAAAACGCGGGAACGAAUGCUUUUAUGUCUACUCUGCAACAGUUGUCGGGCUUAUCGGCCCCACUUCUACCCGGUUCGGCCCUCGGGGCUGCGCAAUGGGCCAACUCCCAAUCAACAGGACAAACGUGGAUCGAUCCGGCAAAGGUCGCCGCAAUGCUUCCUAUGUAUCAAGUGUUCACAGGAGUCAAAGGAUUGGAUAUUUCACAGCCUGAGCUUAUCAGCCAGCAAAGUAUAGCGCCAGUCAGUGGCACGACGACAGCAGCGACGACGUCGUCAUCCAUAUUUCCCUCGGCUGUCUCGAAGACGGGCUUACGGAAUUCUCCGAGUAAUUCGUGCUCACCGCAGGUGUUGGGAGCCCAGAAUUCCCCGGCAGGAGGACCGAUGUCGAAUGGCCCAUCAUCUCAUCCAUCUACCUCUACUCCCCAUGACAUCGACGUUGGAGGUCUGUCCCAACCCUCAAGUCAGACUCAAGCGUACGAUCUUACUGUACGGGCGAGUCCUAGUGCAGGAACCCCUGAAGCCGGCGGUGCGCAGGAGUUCGCCUCCCGCCCACCCAACACCUUCAAAAAUGGCACCGUCCUCAACCACUCAGAAUCACAACCGUCGACAUCUCAAGGCGGCGGUCAGCCCGUUGUGGACGACAAUUGGGCUGGAAUAGAUCUCGGCGACUUGGAUCUGUUCACGGGAACGUCUUCCAAGGAAAACGAUGCUGCCAUCUCCAGCGUUUUCGAGCUUGGUGGGAAUCUGUUCCCGGAAACCUUCCAUGAAUCGUCGCAAAAAGCUGGCACAUUUUCUGCCACUUCUGCGUCCCAAACUGCAGCAAAUCACACAGAAAUCACAACUGCCGAUCAAGAGUUUGAUCAGAUCUUCAGUAGCUUAGAGAAUCAGAACUCAUCUACCAAUGCCUUUCCAUUCGACUUUCAUGGCGGUGAAAACAAUCCUAGUCUUAGUCCUGUACAGUUUACUCCUCCUGACUCACCCUCAGCGGACUCCCCGGAGCCGAAUAUUAUGGGUUUAUUUGUGGCUCCAUCAACCUCCUCCCUUCAACCGAGUACCACUAGUUCACCCUUUCCACCUCCCUCACAAACGCCUGCUCCUCCUACGGGAAGCUCUAAGCGGAAAACAGACACGGUCAAACCGAUUGCUGCUCCUUCACCAUCUUCCUUCAAAAAGGAACCGCUAGUUACCCGGCCUGUACAGAAAUGCAAUAAAAUACCAAUUUAUAAGCAGCGCAAAUUCACUUCUGUGAUAUCAAAUGACGUCAAAGAGGAGUCAAAAGGAGACGCUAACGAUGCGUAUUCGUUUGACGAUGAGGAGGAAAACGUUGGUUUAGGUCAAGUUGAUCCUAAGGAAAAGCUAGAUGCAGAGGUGCGUGAGAAACUCUCAAAAAUUGCUGGACAACAUCCAGAGAUGAGAAAUAAGAACAUCUACGUUCCUGGCGUUGGUUUUGCGGUUCCUCCUGAGCAGCAGCAGGACCUGUGGAGGCACGUGGUACCGAAAAAGAGACCGACGGGUGAGAAUAGGCCUGUUAUACCUGCUGCCAACCUUCUACCUCCAUCUGUGCAUGCCGAGGCUAGUCAAGCAGCCGCGAGGUUAGCCGAACCAGAAAUCGUGACUUUGGCCGAGUCGAUUCGUCGGCGAAAGAAGGAGAGGCUUGUAUGCACAUUCAUAAAGACAGAACAAACGUGUGGAAGUGACUGUGCCAAGGAAGAAGGAGCUGAUCGACGGGCAGAAGAGAUAAAGAGAGAGUGUGAAAGCCAACCACGGCUUCCCAAGCUAAUAAUCAAAUUGCCUCGUCGAUCAUCUGAAAGCUACUAUGAAUCAAAGAAAAAGAAGAAGAAAAAACGAAAGAAGAAGGAUUACGAUAGUGACUGGGAAGGAAGCGAUCGUUCAAGACGGAAAAAGCGUAUUAAACGAGAGAAGGGGAGCAGCUCUGGGUACGAAGUACGAAUAGUGGAAAGAGAUAAUGACGAGGAGGGUAAGACGCCAAGGAUAGAGGAAGAACGAAUAGAUGUGAGCAUGUUUUCGAAGAAGAGGAGGUUGAUGAUGCAGUGGCAAGAAGGUCAGGAAAGUCAAAAUCGAGAAAAUGGAGAGCAUAAAACCAACGUAAAGUCGCACUCCUAUCGUCUCAGAAACGAUUUCAAUACAGAGGCGGUGAAAGCUCGCCUUUCGAAAUUUGGACCAGCUGACGGGCAUCUUCCGAAAGGAACAUUCGUUGUAUGCAAAGCAGAUCUAUUCCGGGAUGACUGUGCAUUAUGGAGGGUCGACAAUCAGAACAUGAUACAAAAGUAUCCACCUAGGAUCGACCCUGCUACUAAGGACAUAUGUUACAAGAACAGCAGCACGUAUUCUGGAUGGUGUGACCAAGUCGCUUUUGGAUACUACCGUGUCGCUAUAAAACACAUCAAGCAGACACGAUCGGAAGCGAUCAUCCAGCCCGAAAUUCCUAUUUCUGAUCUCUUUCCUGCAAUGACCUCAGAAUGCAAUGACACAAAUGGUUUUGUGAAAGGAGAAGACGAGACUUCGACUGAUCCUGAAGAUCAUGUCACAAUGUUGCGAGAUCCUCUUCGACUGUCCUUAUAUACAUUCACUCUUGCCAUGAUCAGUCAUGCUCUCACGCUAGAAUUCUUGCAACAGAUCAAAAGUAAAAAUGACUGGAAUUUCUUGCGAGCUGUGGCAGAAGUUGAGAAGGUGAACUCGGACAGUUUGACUAAACUUCGUGGCCUGGUCAAGUUCAACGAUAGACUGGAGGACGCCAUGCAUAGUUACACUCAGCUUUGUAUCACUGAAAGUGACUAUCACUCUCUACAAUGCCAGUGCUGUGCUUUGAAGCCCAUAGAGCGGAUCAUACAACUGUAUUCUCUGGAUUCGUACGAUCCAGAAACGUUGCAGCCAACGGAGAGGCCUCCAGCUGAUUCUAGCCCUUUGCCGGCCGUUGAGUUUCUCGUCUGUCCAUCAUGUGCUAAUACCGCUCAACUAUACCACAAAUGCUAUCAUAUGAAGUAUCAUCUUCUGAAGAAGUGCGAAGACAAGUUGGAAGUGAUUGGCACACAGCAUCCGGAGUAUUCACCUGAGAAAACCGUUGAAGCGGCUCGGAAGUGCCGUGUCUGGUUGAACAAAGUGCUUUCUGAGUAUAUGGAUAUAUGGAAAAAGAUACAAAAUCUUGACCACUAGCUAACUGCUCUUUCCUCGGUACGGUGCCUGUAAGAGCGGACUACAUCGCAGGGAAGCGUCCCCCUUUCUUUGAAUUGUCUCCGGAAAUUUUCCGGGAAAAUGCGUCCUUGCGGUUUAGCGCAGCUCCUCAAGAUCUUCUGCCCUUGGUGCGUCUUCCAUGCUUCGCAGAUUCGGAUUCUGAAACUCCGUUCUGCUUUUUUGGAUGAAUAAGUGCAUAUUGUUCUCUUGAAUAGUCAUCAAAUUUUUCAUAAUCAGUGCAAGCUUUCAUUUCGACCUCGUAGCCCUCAUCGGGAAAUAGGGUAACUUUUGCACAUUCGCGCAACAUUGCCUAUAUGAUUGUUUGUUUCAGUUUAAUGUGAUCUGGAUUCUCUGUGUCAUUUUUUUUUUGAAGACCCGUUGAUCGAUUGUGUCAUUUAUAAUGAGUACAGUCUCUACAUUCGACGAUCAACUAGUCUUUGUGCCAAAUGCGGGAGUAUUUUUACAGCUCAAACAUAUAUUUUCAUUGAAUCAUUCACUUAUGCUUGUUUCAAAAGCCUCCGAAAGUGGCAGGUCUCGUUGAAUUUUAUGCUUGUCCUGUUUUUCGCCGGGCCUUUAUUCGAGUGAUUUUUCGUUUGUUAUAGGAGAUAAUUUUUGUACAGAGAGAACAGGGAUGAUCUCAUACUCAGCCUUUAGAGGAAUAAAUAGCUACAAAUAUUGCUUAUUGUUCUGCACAUUAUCAUG